Molecule: messenger RNA, 4578 nt
Organism: Clarias gariepinus (North African catfish)
Lineage: Eukaryota; Metazoa; Chordata; Actinopteri; Siluriformes; Clariidae
Gene: usp20
Product: ubiquitin specific peptidase 20
Exons: 25
Coding region: 176-2914 (912 amino acids)
Biological process (GO): protein deubiquitination
Molecular function (GO): cysteine-type deubiquitinase activity; zinc ion binding
Source: RefSeq, a predicted model, not a curated record
CUGGCUGCUAGUCAGUGUUUGUGUUGGUUAGCCUAGCCUGCUAGUGCUGCAGGAGGAGAGGGCGAAACUGCGCGUUUCAUUUUGACCAAAAAUGACUUUUUCUGAGCUUUUCCUCUGGACCUGCUGCUGAGCUCAACACCUUGUUUUAUUUUGCUCGAGACAUUACAGCCAAAACAUGACAGACUGUGGAAACGAUUGUCCUCACCUGGACUCCAUAGGUGAAGUGACCAAGGAAGAACUUCUACAAAAAUCCAAGGGCACUUGUCAAUCGUGUGGUGUAGGUGGUCCCAACCUCUGGGCAUGUCUUCAGUGUGACUGUCCCUAUGUGGGCUGCGGAGAGUCGUACUCUGACCACAGCACCACACAUGCACAGGCAAAGAAACACAAUCUGACAGUGAAUCUGACCACGUUCAGGGUGUGGUGUUACGUCUGUGAGAGAGAAGUGUUUCUGGAACAAAGGCCUGUUAGUCCAGUGGCAGCAACACAGCGCUAUAAACCUCUCGAACAGGAUUCUCCUCCACAGAAUGCAUGUCACCCAUUAAAGGCAGUACCGAUUGCUGUAGCAGAUGAUGAAGGCUCAGAGUCCGAAGAAGAUGAGUUUAAACCUAGAGGCCUCACAGGGAUGAAGAACAUUGGAAAUUCAUGUUACAUGAACGCAGCAUUGCAGGCCCUCUCUAACUGUCCUCCGCUGACUCAGUUUUUCCUGGACUGCAGCGGGCUCGUUCGUACAGAUAAGAAACCGGCACUUUGCAAAAGCUAUCAGAAGCUCAUCUCUGAGCUCUGGCAUAAAAAACGACCCAGUUAUGUGGUUCCUACUAGUCUGUUUCAUGGCAUCAAGCUGGUGAAUCCUAUGUUUCGAGGUUAUGCCCAACAGGACACUCAGGAGUUCCUACGUUGUCUGAUGGAUCAGCUGCAUGAGGAACUGAAGGAGCCUUUCAUUGACUGCAGCAACUCCGUCACUGAUAAUGACUCGGAGAGCAACCACGGCAAUCAAAACCACGCCGAUGGAGACCGCAGCCCCUCUGAGGACGACUUCCUGUCAUGUGACUCUGGGUCCGGGAGUGAGAGAGGCGAUGGAGAUAGACCAGGAGGUGAGACCGAGCUUCUUAUUCAGGAUGAGUGCACAGGAGUGAGGGAGAGCAAUGGAAUCUCUGAGAAAGAGAAGCUGAAAGAGAGGCGGAGGGAGGACAAAGGAGAGGAGAGAACUCCGGAGAUGGAUGAGGACGCUGAUGUGGACACGGCAGCACAGGAGGAGCAGAACGAAAGAGCUGGAGAGCAGAUUGAGAACGGCAGAGCUCAGGGAAGUACAGAACCAGACAAUGAGGUGUCCAUGCAUCGCCCAUCCUCUCGUCCCUGUAGCCCCACUCACAGCGUGCAGGAAUUUCAUUCUAAACUGUCCAGCAGCCCACCCAGGUCCAGCCCUCUACGGGCAAGCCCCGCCUAUGCUUUCAAGAAAGCUCAGAUGCUCCUGAGCACCAAAAAAAAGAAACAGCCCCGGUUCCGCAGUGUCAUUUCUGACAUCUUUGAUGGCUCCAUUCUGAGCCUGGUCCAGUGUUUGACAUGUGACCGGGUGUCAACAACAGUGGAGACAUUUCAGGAUUUGUCUCUGCCAAUUCCGGGUAAAGAAGACCUCGCUAAACUCCACUCCUCCAUCCACCAGAGCUCUCCGGCCAAGAUGGGUGUGUGCACAGACACCUACGCUGCCCAGGGCUGGCUCGCCUACAUCAUGGACUCUAUACGCAGGUUUGUAGUGUCCUGUAUCCCCAGCUGGUUUUGGGGUCCCAUGGUGACACUGGAGGACUGCCUCGCUGCCUUCUUUGCUGCAGAUGAACUGAAAGGAGAUAACAUGUACAGCUGUGAGCGAUGUAAAAAGUUACGAAAUGGUGUGAAAUACUGUAAAGUCCUACAACUUCCAGAGAUUUUGUGCAUUCACUUGAAGCGUUUCCGACAUGAAGUGAUGUACUCCUUUAAGAUCAGCAGCCACGUGUCUUUCCCAUUGGAGGGUUUGGACCUGCAGCCCUUCUUGGCCAAAGACAGCCCUUCUCAGAUUACUACUUAUGAUCUGCUUUCUGUCAUCUGCCACCAUGGCACAGCCGGAAGUGGCCACUACAUUGCGUAUUGUCAGAAUGUUAUCAAUGGCCAGUGGUACGAGUUUGAUGAUCAGUAUGUAACAGAGGUCCAUGAGACGGUUGUGCAGAAUGCAGAGGCGUAUGUUCUCUUUUACAGGAAGAGCAGUGAGGAAUCUGUAAGAGAACGGCAGAAAGUCAUAGCUCUGGCUAAUCUAAAGGAGCCCAGCCUUUUACAAUUCUAUAUUUCUAGAGAAUGGCUUAACAAGUUCAACACAUUUACUGAACCAGGACCCAUCACUAAUCAUACCUUCCUCUGUCAGCAUGGAGGAAUUCCUCCUACCAAAUAUCAUUAUGUGGACGAUCUGGUGGUGAUCCUGCCUCAAAAUGUGUGGGACUACCUUUACAACAGGUUUGGAGGAGGUCCAGCUGUAAAUCACUUGUAUGUGUGCACUAUCUGCCAAGUGGAGAUCGAGGCAUUAGCCAAACGCAGGAAAACUGAGAUUGACACAUUUAUCAAGCUCAAUAAAGAGUUCCAGGCCGAAGAGGCUCCAACAGUUAUUCUGUGCAUCAGCAUGCAGUGGUUCAGGGAGUGGGAGAACUUUGUCAAGGGUAAAGACAACGAGCCUCCAGGCCCGAUUGACAACAGUAAGAUUGCAGUGAUGAAGGGGGGACAUGCACAGUUAAAGCAUGGGGCUGACUAUGGGCAAAUCUCAGAGGAGACAUGGCAGUACUUGUUGGGAAUUUAUGGUGGCGGACCGGAAAUUGCAGUGAGGCAGAGCAUCAAUUCUCCUGAAUUAGACACGCAUGGAGAAAGAAAGAUCGAAGCAGAAACUAGAGCACUUUGAGCGAGUGGCAUCCUGAAAGUGGCCGAACUUUAUUUGCACCAUGUUUACGCCUGCUUUCCUGUAAGCACUUUGUAAGCGCACCUAAUGCCGUGGUCUGUUACCUCUAUAGGACUUCGAUGUCUAGUACACACAGGGUUGGUAUACUAGAAGGUCUGCAUUUUUGGAGAAAAAUGAGUACGGUACAAUGAUUGACACAUUUCAUGCAGCCGGUGGACUGAGUCCCAUUUCCCUUCCCACAGUCACAUUUAAGCUUCCAGAAUUUAGCUUAUACAGGUUCUCUUACUGGAAAACAAUGCACUUUGUGAAGUGAGAAUAAUGUUCUAGGUUGUAAAUGUGUAUAAAGUUAUAACUGGGAUAGUAUACCAGGAUGAAGGUUACUGUAGCUUACUGUAAGUCUACACUCCCUCUUGCUCCUGCGCUUUCUCCCUCUCACAUUCACAUAUACACAGAUAUGAUAAAAAAAGAAUUUCUUUUGUCUUCCACUAAUGAGACGUGACCUCUCCUUUACAGCUGUCCUUCUUCCUAUGAUCCAAGCAGACUAAACCACCAUAAACUCUUAAACUUUGGUCAGUCCUCUACAUGGUCCUUUGAUGGUUGUUUAUGUUGAUAUUGAUGGCAUAUCUGGCUAGUAACCUACUUUUAGAGUCAUUGGCAAACUGUUAAGCACCUGCAUUCGAACCACUUUUUACUUCUAUUUAAUAUGAUCAAAACACUUCUAACUCAUUUAACUCUUAACGCUAUCAAUUUGCCACAGCCACAAUUUGGCGUUUUUUAAGUUUGAUCGUGGGUCUUCAAUUUUAAUGAAAGUUAAAAGAAAACAAUUGAGAGUUACUGCACAGAACAUAAGGUCUUGUGAGAUAUCUGUUACGGUUAAAGUAUUAGACAAAACUGGAUUUGGAAGUCCUCUACUGUGUCAAAUGUGAGUAAUGAGUAAUGUCUUUAUGUACACUACGUAUAAAAAGAAUAAAUUAAUUUAUAAUUAUGAUUAUGUAUAAAUGAAAAGAGAGAUUUAUGAAAAAAAUUACAAAAAUCAGUCCUGUUCUUUUUAUUUAUUUAUGUUUUUUUUUGCUCCUUUGCCUUCAAUUGCCUAUGGUAGACUGUGGACAGUUGUAACUUUUUUUUUUUUUUUUUUUUUUUACUUGUGUUUUUGAUCAGUUAGUAAAUUCAGGGCUUGUGCAAUGAAGUCAGACUGAGGAGCUUUGACAGGGAAGUAUUUCAAUGUCAUGCUAAAGUUCAGAUGAUUUCACUAGGAGAGAUGGUCGCUAUAAUGUACAGCAUGUUGUGCUUAAAAGUGUCAAUAGCAACAAGUGACGGUGGCUGAAAAAAUCCCCUUCUUUACAAUUGUAUCAUCUUAAUUGUACUGUUGGUCUCAUCUGUAUUUAAAACAUUGCAUAUUUAAAUAUAAAAUUUUAUUUCAGGUUUAAAUUAUGAUGUACAUUUCGUUCUUAGUUAAAUGGUCAGUCAAUUGUUUCAUUAAGCACAAUCAUAGACAGCUUGAUAAUCUGAUUGAUAAAAGAAUUGAGAACAAAGAAGGACUGUCAUGCUGAUUAUGCGAAUUGCAACUAUUUAAAUUGCCAAGUUACGUGCUUGUGUAAUGGCUUUUUCGACUCUGAGCCUGUAGGUGUCACUGACAAGGGAACCUAAUAAAGCCUGUUUUUUCAUCA